Uloborus diversus is the source of this 1050-nucleotide messenger RNA. RefSeq lists its product as uncharacterized. NCBI's taxonomy places the organism in Eukaryota, Metazoa, Arthropoda, Arachnida, Araneae, Uloboridae. The record is from RefSeq and is a predicted model, not a curated record. The coding region runs from base 1 to 1050 and encodes 349 amino acids. The transcript has 3 exons.
AUGGGGUUUCAGCAAACUGGCAAGAUGUUUAGAGAGGAGAAGCGUCUCAUCCGCUCUGCUCAUGCCCAUCGCAUCUACAACCGAACGGAGAAAGCUCUGCUAUGUGAACGAAUCCAUGAUAUUCGCAAAGACCUCGCCAAAACAAGUACAUCGUUGUUACGGUUGCAUCUCAGCAUAGCCAAUUCCAUCAGGCCUGCAGACUGGGACACUGUUGAUCGUCUCACUUUCAGUUCCGCUGAGAGGAAAAUGGAAUGUGUAUCAGCCCGACAAAAGAGUAAAUUCAAUACUCUGAACAACACCCAAGCCAUUAGACCUGCCCUGGACAUUUCCCGAGUGGUUGUAAACAAAUCUAACCGAGUCUUGACAACCGCUGAAACGUCAAUUUUGGCCAAAGGCGGCAACUUUGCUAUCAGCAUGAACUCCAUUCCGACGGAGGACAUUAUUGCCAACAUCGAAUCAAGCCUAAGACAACUACCGCAAGCAGAGGCUGAAGAAAUUCGGAGAGAAGCGUCCCGCAUCCUGCACAAAGCCAAGCCACCAAGAAGUAAUGUCAGCAACGCAGAGAGGAAAGCCAUAAAAAGUCUCAAUGAAGACAAAUCGAUUGUUAUCCUACCGGCAGACAAAGGCAACGCUACGACUGUUCUCAACACCGAAGACUACCGAAGAAAGAUUAGGGACCUGUUGGACCCUACGAUCUACGUAAAACUCCGUUGUGACCCUACAUCCAGGAUCCUGAAGAAGACCAACUCACUAAUUAUGAAAUCAACACUACCUGAGAAAACAAAGGAGACAAUUUCAUCAUCUGAAGCGCUCAUCCCCAGAUUAUAUGGAUUGCCAAAAAUCCACAAAGAAGAGUUGCCGUUGAGACCUAUUGUCAGUGCCAUAAACUCUCCUACUCACCUCCUCUCUAAACAUCUUGCCAGUUUGCUGAAACCCCAUGUCGGGGCAACGGAAUCUUUUGUUAGAGAUUCGUCCCACUUCAUAGAGAAGCUCAAAACCUACAGUCUCCAGUCAACAGAUAUCAUGGUGCAAAAAAUUACGAAGGAGUAA